Molecule: messenger RNA, 1077 nt
Organism: Monoraphidium neglectum
Lineage: Eukaryota; Viridiplantae; Chlorophyta; Chlorophyceae; Sphaeropleales; Selenastraceae
Exons: 3
Coding region: 1-1077 (358 amino acids)
Biological process (GO): protein phosphorylation
Molecular function (GO): ATP binding; protein kinase activity
Source: RefSeq, a predicted model, not a curated record
AUGCUUGCCUGUUUUAGACGACCGCGGGUAGAAGUGGUCAAGCACAUAGACCAGGAUGUAGCCUGUGCUGGGUGCAACGGCGCGGCGGGCUGCGGCGAUGGCUUUGACACAUUUCACUGCGCUGGCAGUUGUGGCCCUAAGCGCGUACACCACGAGCAGCAACAGCAGCAGCGGCAGCGGCAGCAGCAGCAGCAUCUGAAGCAGCAGCAGCAGCAGCAGCAACAUGCCCCUCAGGCGCCGCAGCAACAGCUAUUGUUGAGGCAGCAGCAGCUGGCGGCGUCACCGACGCUGCCGCCGCAGCAGCAGCAGCAGCAGCAGCAGCAGCAGCAGCAGCAGCAGCAGCAGCAGCAGCAGCAGCCACCACAGCAGGAACAGCCUUCACUGCAGCCACAGCAGCAACAGCAGCCACUACAUCACCACCAUCAGCAGCAGGACCAACAGCAGCAGCAGCAGGACUGCAGGGACCAGCAGAAGGGGCGGCAGCAGCAGCAGCAGCCGCCGCGCGCCGCUGUCGCCUUCUCCCCGCCCGUCGGCCCCGCACCCCACCGCAAGUACCAUCCGCCGCCCCAUGCGGCCCCGCCGCAGCCCGCACCGCACCCAGAGCCUGCGGCCGCGCCGCGGCCCCAGCCGCCGCCCGCCCUGGCCAGCGCCUUGCUGGGCGCCCCCGCCUCCAGCGCGGAAGCGGUGGCGCGCGACGCGCCGCCCUCGGCGCGGCAUGGGGGCGGCGCGGAGGGGCCGGCGGGACGGGCAGACGAGGAUGGCAAUGACGCGCAGAGCAGCGACAGUGCAAACGGACCUGACGGCGCGAAGGGCGGCGCGGCGCCGGAGCGGCCGUGGCGGAGGCCGCCCCUGCGGUCCGCGUCCCAGUGUGAUCUGAAGCCCAAGUAUCAGGUGGCGUUCGAGGAGCUCGUGUUCCACGAGACAAUUGGGAAAGGCAGCUUCAAGACGGUGUACCGCGGCCGCUGGGCCAACACCAACGUGGCGAUCGUGCGCAUGCGCAAGGGCGGCAGCGUGACGGAGGCGCGCAUGAUGCAGCAGCUGAGUGGGCACCCCAACCUUGUGCAGUUUUACCGGUGA